AUGACGGAAACUAAAGAGAACUACGACUUAACACCAAGAGUAGCUCCCAACCUAGACAGACACCUUGUCUUCCCCAUCCUCGAGUUCCUUCAAGAGCGUCAGCUUUACCCCGAUGAGCAGAUCCUCAAGUUCAAGAUCGAGCUUUUGAACAAAACCAACAUGGUUGAUUACGCUAUGGAUAUUCACAAGAGUCUUUACCACACUGAAGAUGCUCCUCAAGAUAUGGUGGAGAGGAGAGCUGAGGUUGUGGCGAGGCUUAAGUCUCUGGAGGAGGCGGCAGCACCGCUCGUGACUUUUCUUUUGAACCCUGCUGCGGUUCAGGAGCUUAGGGCUGAUAAGCAGUAUAAUCUCCAGAUGUUGAAGGAACGUUACCAGAUUGGUCCGGACCAGAUUGAGGCGUUGUAUCAGUACGCCAAGUUUCAGUUUGAGUGUGGUAACUACUCUGGUGCUGCUGAUUACCUUUACCAGUACAGAACCCUUUGCUCUAACCUUGAGAGAAGUUUAAGCGCCUUGUGGGGAAAGCUUGCAUCUGAGAUAUUGAUGCAGAACUGGGACAUUGCAUUUGAAGAGCUUAACCGUGUUAAAGAUAUUAUUGACUCCAAGAGUUUUGCUUCGCCGUUAAACCAAGUGCAGAACAGGAUUUGGUUGAUGCAUUGGGGUCUUUACAUCUUUUUUAACCAUGAUAACGGAAGGACUCAAAUCAUUGAUCUUUUUAACCAAGACAAGUAUCUGAAUGCCAUACAAACUAGUGCUCCACACUUGCUGCGUUACUUGGCAACUGCUUUCAUUGUCAACAAAAGGAAAAGACCUCAACUGAAAGAGUUCAUCAAGGUCAUUCAACAAGAGCACUACUCCUACAAAGAUCCUAUUGUGGAGUUCCUGGCAUGUGUGUUUGUCAAUUAUGACUUUGAUGGAGCUCAAAAGAAGAUGAAAGAGUCUGAAGAGGAUUAG
This is a messenger RNA of Eruca vesicaria subsp. sativa (arugula), 951 nucleotides long. Lineage: Eukaryota; Viridiplantae; Streptophyta; Magnoliopsida; Brassicales; Brassicaceae. The record is from the annotation of a GenBank genome assembly.